This is a messenger RNA of Gekko japonicus, 2436 nucleotides long. RefSeq names its product cytochrome c oxidase subunit 7A-related protein, mitochondrial (gene COX7A2L). Lineage: Eukaryota; Metazoa; Chordata; Lepidosauria; Squamata; Gekkonidae. The record is from RefSeq and is a predicted model, not a curated record. The coding region runs from base 88 to 438 and encodes 116 amino acids. The transcript has 3 exons. Gene Ontology annotation, biological process: mitochondrial electron transport, cytochrome c to oxygen; regulation of oxidative phosphorylation; mitochondrial respirasome assembly.
UCGUCGCAAGCACGUGUCUGUCUUGCUUAGCGGUGUUGGAUUAGGAACGGCGAGUGUGGACCCGGUGAGCCGUUCCCGCGUGCCGCCAUGUAUUACAAAUUCAGCAGCUUCACACAGCGGCUGGUUGGGGCCGGCGCCUCUUCUGCUUAUAUUCCGCAGGGGCUCAAACCAAUGGUACCCGUUGAAUCAGCACCUCUGAUUUUUGCAGCACCAACCAAACUUGCCUCCGAUGCGUCAUCAGCUGUUGGGUAUUUUCGUAAAAACAGGGUUCCAGAACUGCAAAAGUUUUUUCAGAAACCUGAUGGUCUACCAGUACAUCUGAAGCGUGGAGUUCCUGACCAACUCCUUUACCGGACCACAAUGGCACUGGCAGUAGGAGGGACCAUUUAUUGUCUGAUAGCACUCUACAUGGCUUCACAACCACAAAAACAGAAGUGAAUGAUCCCAGUUGAAUGGGGAUAGAUAGGAACGCUGUGGCAAGAAGACUUACCUUUAACUCCCUACCAUUACAAUAUGAUUGUUGCAGAUUCUUGAGAAUUCAGUUUGACAUUAAGAGAAGUGAUUAGGGAAUGGUUAUUUUCUUAUGUUUAGUAUUAUAAGGAUAAACUUAAUACUGGAUGAUUCAGUUUUGGAGAUUACUCUUCACACCCUUCACUAACCCAGACCUGAAGUGAACUGCCUGUGUAUACUCCUAGCAGCAAGGUCCUAUUUAAGUUUGGUGGCAGAAGCUGGAAAGGAAGCUGUGUUUACCCAUGCCUUACCACCACCUGCCCUGGGAGGAGAGCAUAAAGAGAUGCUAAAAAUAUAUUUGAUCUGUGGGAGUUUGAAAACGAUAGACUUAAGUACCAAUUUGCUCCAGUAUGGCAAAUUUAUCAUGUUUUUCUUAACAAUUUGAAUUGGGUUCUAUUCGAACUCAGUUGAACGCCUCAUUACUUAAAUGUAUACUUCUUAUUGAGUAAUAUUUGGCAAAGGGCCAUAGUGCCCCAGCAAGCUUGCAACCAUUCUGUUCUGAAGGACUCUCUCCUUUAAUGGUCCCACCUUUGUGAGCCUAUCCCUUGGGAGUGGCGCUGCACUUGAAAUGGGUUAUGUUAUAGUAACACAAUUUCAUCAUGUGAUCCCCCCCAGAUCUUUCUCUAAAGUAAAGUUCUAUUUGUUUAGUGUUGGAAUAAAUACAGCAAUAUGAAUACUGGAUCCCUUAAUAUGUUUUUUGCUGCAGUGGUUUAACAUGGAAUGGGGUUGAAAACAUUGUUACACUUUCAAUUUUCAGCAGAGACACACAAAACGAGUGACUACUUGAACAUAGUAGGUGACUGUUGCCCAGACUUUUGACAGCUGAAACACAGUGACUUUCUGUAUUAAAAUUGGAGGCAAUCUUCAGUUGCACGCACCAAACAUUUAUUUUUAGAGUAAGUAGGUGUGAUCAGCUCUCAGAUGAGUCAACUUCUGUUGAUUCUGCAGGUGUCACUGAUCUGGGCAACUGAGCAACAGCAGCUCAUAGAGGUAUGAUGGGCACCCUUUGAAAGUAGGUGAUUCUGCUUAGCUUCAGUCUUGGUCGUGAUUAACUAGGCUGCACACAGGAAGGUGUUCGGUUUGUUUUUUGUUUUUUUUAGAGAGUUGCCCUGAGCUUUGGCCCUUCCCAUUACACCUGAUGUACAAUAGCAGAACAACUUUCUCUGUUCUGAGAGAUUCAUUAGAAUGAAAUUAAGCCAGAGCUGUUGAUCAUGUAAAGGCAAAGCAAACAGCCUCUUUGGAUUAAUAUUUGGGGCUCAUACAUAGUUGCCUUAUUUAUUUCCCAUAGUACAUCAGUAUGUUCCCAUAUGGAGUUUAGGAGUUACUGAAGUAUCAUUCGUAACACGUUUGCAGUUGAACAUAUACUUUUCUUACUCAAAAUAACCCUCUUGUGUAUCAGUAGUGGCCUUUGCCGUGAAAUGACAAUUAACAGUUACAGCUUUUUAGCUAUCCAUCUGGAAUUAUCAUCUGUGUUUCUGUAGCAGAAAAAUGAAAUGAGUUCAGUGGCACCUUAAAGUAUUUCAGUAGAUGCUUUUUUGAGCCAAGAGCUCAUUCAUCGGAUGCCUGAAUGAAGUGUUCAGUACAUUUGUAUUAAAUGCUGUGAACAACAGAAAGGUAGCAGUAGAAAAGAUGUAACAAAGAGGACAGUUUAAACAGUAGUGUAUUUAUAUUUCAUAUUUAUUGUUGAAACUGAAGGAGGAUAACACAAUUACAAGAAACGAUAUAAUCCAUAUGAUUAAGUGUCUAAUUUUUUUGCAGACAAUCACAAGAAUGCUUUCCUGAACAAUUCUUUGUAACACCCCCCACCCCCUUUCUGUUGUUUGCAGCUUUUGGUCUUCUUAAUAGUUGAACUCAUGACGUUUAUGCUGGAAUAACUUUUUUCAGCCCUUACAGUGCCCCUGGACUCCUAAUUUAUUUAAUUUCCUC